This is a messenger RNA of Pollicipes pollicipes, 2626 nucleotides long. RefSeq lists its product as uncharacterized. Gene Ontology annotation, cellular component: nucleolus. The coding region runs from base 29 to 1888 and encodes 619 amino acids. The transcript has 3 exons. Gene Ontology annotation, molecular function: zinc ion binding; nucleic acid binding. The record is from RefSeq and is a predicted model, not a curated record. NCBI's taxonomy places the organism in Eukaryota, Metazoa, Arthropoda, Thecostraca, Pollicipedomorpha, Pollicipedidae.
GCUUAUCGGCUUUGCACGUGCACCAGCCAUGACGCGUUUUGCACGCUACUCCACCAAGGGCAUCCAGAAGCCGCCCUGUGAAGCCACGCCAUGGUCAGAGCUGGCUCCUCCAACGGCCGCCACCGAACCGUUGGCCCGUGCCAACGACCCGGGCAAUAAAGCAAGCAUGAAGAAGAAUAAGGGUAAGCAAAAUCAAAAGGCAAAGCACCAUGUGGCAAAUAAGCCGUCUGCAUUGAAACCCGGCAAAAAAUUCGGUGGGCCAAAACAUGAAAAUAAAAAGUCUGGUAAACAGACUGGCAUGCCCGAAUCUGAAUUGGAUGACAGCGGUGUUUGCGCACCAACUGUUCUUACGACUGGCCUCGCCGGUACUGCGCAGCCGAUGAAGGACGUGGACACCAGUGAAGCAAGUAGUGGUGCCAUGAGUCUUAAAAACAAAGUCGCAGGAACUGCUGAAAAGUCAAAGAAAUCGAAGAAAUCAAAAAAGGUUGUUCAGAAAGUGAGCGCGGAGGCAAACGGAGAUUUAGGUGAAACUGCUUCCGGACAAUUGGAAAAACACGUUUCCGCCAAGGUCACUAAGAAAGGCCUGAAAAGAAAGGAUGGGGCAGCCAUUUCAAAUAAUGUCAAACGGCAAUGCAAGAGCAAGCGCGAUGAAGACUGCGGAAGCCCUGAGAUCAUUGGUGCACCUCACAUCUCUCAGCGACCCGGCGUAGACUCGGAGGACCCCGCAGAGGGUGUCACGAACAGUGACCCUGCAACAGCGAAACCGAACGGCUUCGGGAGACAAGUCCAGAAGAAGAAGAAGCGCAAGAAGCCGCGGACCAAGACGCCUGUCGGCGCGGCACCGUCUGGGCCGCCGAUCCUGGCCGAGAACCGGCUGAUGACCCAGUUCGACGGCUAUUGGGUGCGGCGGCGCGCCGUGCCGCGGCUCGAGCGCGUGCGAGCGGAGCUGGCCGCCGCCAUCACCGACCCGCAGAAGCUCAAACGCGAGAUGAAGAAACGCAAGCGCGCCGAGCACCGCAAGCUGCUGUCGUUGCUGGCGGCGCGCGGCGGCGGCGCGCCGACGACGGCCUCCGCCCGGCUGGAGGACGCUGACGACGGCGAGGAGGCCGACUCUGCCGAUGACGACGCCCCCCAGUCCUCGGAGGGGUGCGUGAAGGAGCGGCGAUCGGCCGGCGAGCAGGCAGCGACGGCCCCGCCGUCGGCACCCGACGACCGGCAGGCUCCUCGGCGCGACGGCGGCGGGCCGCAGCGCGAGGAGCGCAUGGUGAAGUUUGACGGCGUCUGGAUGACGGGUGACGCCGUCGGCCGGCUGAAGGAGCUGCGCCGCCAGCUGAAGCUGCAGCGCGUCUCCGACGUCGUGCUGAAGCAGACGAUGAAGACUGCUCGCCGUCGCGAGGAGAUGAAGCGCAAGCGAGACGCCAAGAAGGUGUGCCUGGGCUGCCGGCAGCCGGGUCACCAGGUCAGCGAGUGCCCGCAGCGGACCGGCGGCGGCCAGACGCCCGUCACCGGCCUCUGCUUCCGCUGCGGCUCCACCGAGCACCGGCUGAGCGAGUGUCGCGCCAAGCAGGGCGACGGCGGCCUGCCGUUCGCCGUCUGCUUCGUGUGCGGCCAGACGGGCCACCUGUCGCGCGAGUGCUCCCUCAAUCCCAACGGCGUGUACCCGCGCGGCGGCGCGUGCAAGGUGUGUCACCAGCGUUCGCACCUGGCCGACGACUGCCCGGAGCGGCGGGAAGAGGAGGCGGCCGCCGGCGCGCCGCGCCUCGCCACGCUGGCGAGCGGCGCCGCCCUCGAGGACGACUACGAGCACGACUUCCGCACGGUACCGGCGACCGAGGCCGGCCGGCCGGCGGCGUUCGUCGCCAGGAAGCCGCGCCAAGUCAAGUUUUAGUGGCUGUCGGAGCUGGAGCGAUGUGGACAGGGUCAGAACUGGGGACGUGGGCGGUAACGGGCGUGGCGUUGGAUGCCGCCUGCUGUUGGAAAUAAGAUUAGUAGCGAGGAUGCCGCUUUUGGGUCGAUGUCAUUUUGUUGUCGGCCGUGAGAGUGCCGUGGAGCCGUGAAUGAUACUUGAAGCAUCCGACAUGAGAUAACAUCAUCGGUCGCUGGAUUUGAACUAGCCGUUGUUAUCCGGGAGGUGUUGGAGGGAUGAAAGACUGCUCGCAAUAAGAACACGUUACGACGCCAGGAAGGUCAUACUUCCUUGACUAUGACGGAUUCCGCUUAAAAUACGCUUUCCUCCUCAGACCCAUCUUUCUCCAAAAACCGGCAAUGUCAGUUUAAAUUAGUUACCAACGAAGUUUGGCGCAUGCAAAGUGCCAAGCAUCGGGUUUUAGUAAGUUUAGAUAUUUUCGUACGUAAAAACGUGGGUAAGUUUAAAACCUUGUUCAGGCUGCAUACAAAACAUGUAAAAACUAUAUUAGCGAGGUCUGUGGAAAUAUACCGACAUUUUUUACCUAUGAAGGAUUCUCAUCGGCUGCUGAGGUGAGAACAACGACAGCGCCUGCUGGCGUUGGCCAGAUAAAACGUUAGUGGGGCUAUGUACGAACAUGUGCAUGGUAACGGUUAGCUCUAACCAUUUGGGUGAAUUUCUGGGGUCAGUAUCCACGCCAACUGUUGUUCGUUGCGUGGG